AUGGUGGAAGGUAAAAGGGAAGCAAGGCACAUCUUCACAGGGCCAGAGAAGAAAGAAGAGAGCCAGAAAUUAUUAUCUUUCUGUGCCAAUAAUGCUCCUGCAAACAUUGUGAGUGUUCCUAAAACUCAGUGGAUUUUCUGUAAGAAGUGUGGCAAGCACCAACCCCACAAAGUGACACAGUACAAGAAGGGCAAGGAUUGUCUAUAUGCCCAGGGAAAACAGCCUUAUGAUGGGAAGCAUAGUGGCUAUGAUGGACAGACUAAGCGGAUUUUCCAAAAAAAGGCUAAAACUACAAAGAAGACUGUGCUAAGACUUGAGCGCGUUGAGCCCAACUGCAUAUCUAAGAGAAUGCUGGCUAUUAAGAGAUGCGAGCAUUUUGAACUGGGAGGAGAUAAGAAGAGAAGGGGGGCCAAGUGAUAUAGUUCUGAGUAUCAUCUUUUGU
Messenger RNA from Pan troglodytes (chimpanzee), 442 nucleotides. RefSeq names its product large ribosomal subunit protein eL42-like. Gene Ontology annotation, cellular component: ribosome. Lineage: Eukaryota; Metazoa; Chordata; Mammalia; Primates; Hominidae. The transcript is spliced from 2 exons. Gene Ontology annotation, biological process: translation. The coding region runs from base 1 to 417 and encodes 138 amino acids. Gene Ontology annotation, molecular function: structural constituent of ribosome. The record is from RefSeq and is a predicted model, not a curated record.